AUGUAUGUGCAAACAGGGACUCCAUUAUGGCUUUUAUUACACAUCGCUCCCAUCAAAAACGAAAAGGAUAUUGUGGUCCUCUUUUUGCUCACAUUUCGCGACAUAACAGCCCUGAAGCAGCCCAUCGAGGAGGACGCGGCCAAAGGGCUCUCCAAAUUCGCACGACUCGCACGAUCUGUCACCAGAAGUCGGUCUGUUUUAGCGCAACAGUUCUCAUCACACCUUCCAAUCAUCAAAUCCGAGUCCACCAAACAGUCGAGUCUCGGACAUUUAAUGAGCCUCAAUGCAGAUGUAUUGCCCCAAUACCGUCAGGAAGCGCCCAAAACACCGCCACAUAUUCUGCUCCACUAUUGCGCCUUCAAAGCUAUUUGGGAUUGGGUGAUCCUAUGUCUGACUUUCUACACGGCUAUAAUGGUUCCCUAUAACGUCGCCUUCAAGAAUAAAACCUCCGAAGACGUCACUCUUCUGGUGCUCGACAGUAUAGUAGAUGUGAUAUUCUUUAUCGAUAUUGUGCUCAACUUUCACACAACAUUUGUGGGCCCGGGAGGAGAGGUAGUGUCAGAUCCGAAGAUAAUUAGAAUGAAUUACUUGAGGAGUUGGUUCAUCAUUGAUCUGCUGUCGUGUCUACCCUACGAUAUAUUCAAUGCCUUCGAUCACACCGAUAAUCAAGGCAUCGGUAGUCUAUUCAGUGCUUUAAAGGUUGUGCGUCUCCUCCGACUGGGAAGAGUAGUGCGAAAACUUGAUCGAUAUCUUGAAUACGGUGCUGCAAUGCUGAUCCUUUUGUUAUGUUUUUAUAUGCUUGUGGCCCAUUGGUUGGCCUGUAUAUGGUAUAGCAUAGGCCGCAGUGAUUCCGAAAAUUAUCUCACAUAUAGCUGGCUCUGGAAACUGGGAAACGUUACCCAGUUCCCUUUCCACUUACGACCGAACAAUUCAUCGCAACGAAUAGAACUGGAAGGCGGGCCGGAAAGGCAGACAAUGUAUAUAACGUCGCUUUACUUCACAAUGACUUGUAUGACAAGCGUUGGCUUCGGUAAUGUGGCGCCAGAAACGGACAACGAGAAGGUGUUCACCAUUUGCAUGAUGGUUAUUGGAGCCCUGUUAUACGCGACAAUAUUCGGUCACGUGACGACAAUCAUCCAGCAGAUGACGAGCGCGACCGCCAAAUACCACGAUAUGCUGAAUAAUGUGCGAGAAUUCAUGAAAUUACAUGAACUGCCAAAGGCUUUGUCGGAAAGGGUCAUGGAUUAUGUCGUCAGCACGUGGGCUAUGAGUAAAGGCAUCGACACGAAGAAAGUGUUGAGCUAUUGUCCCAAAGACAUGACGGCUGACAUAUGCGUGCAUUUGAAUCGCAAAGUCUUCAACGAGCACCCGGCCUUCAGACUCGCCUCCGAUGGCUGUCUCCGGGCGAUGGCCAUGUACUUCAGUAUGGAUCACAGCGCACCGGGAGAUCUGCUCUAUCACGUCGGAGAGUCCAUCGAUUCCUUGUGUUUCGUGAUCUCGGGUUCUCUCGAAGUCAUACAAGACGAUGAAGUGGUGGCCAUAUUAGGAAAGGGAGACGUUUUCGGUGAUGCCUUCUGGAAGGAGCCCACUAUUGGCCAGUCGUGUGCCAAUGUGCGGGCCCUCACAUAUUGCGAUUUACACGCAAUUAAAAGGGAUAAACUCAUUGAAGUGCUUAACUUUUAUCAGGCGUUCGCCAAUUCAUUCGCCAGAAAUCUAGUUCUCACUUACAAUCUCAGACAUAGGUUAAUAUUUAGAAAAGUGGCGGACAUUAAAAGGGAACAGGAGUUGGCGGAGCGGCGAAAAAAUGAUCCCGUGCCAGACAUCGCUCAGGAUCAUUUAGUUAGAAAGAUAUUCUCAAAGUUCCGCAAACCGUCAGACAGUGGUGUUCCACAAGGGGGCAGUCGUCCCGGUUCUAGUCUGACACACACUCCGGCCAUUAUGGACAUAGAGAGGGGGGAAAUGCCUCAACCCUUACAAACGCACGAAACGCCGAAACCCAAGCUUCCGAUCGGUUCGGAGCCGGAGUCGAGGACCAGCACCGGUGGCAGUCGGGGCUCCAAAUGGGCCUCAGCCCUGGCCAACGCCACUCAUAAUAAUAACAAUGUGGGCACCGGUGGGGGCGCACAACCACAAGCUCAGACUAUUCCCACGAGUGAAACCAUACCACGACAGCACAGGGAUGUCGUAAAGACUGACACGUUAUUAGAUAAUGAAAUAAUAGACAAACAGAUGUCCGAUAGAGACGAUCAAAACUUAGGAGCCGUUCGACGAACAGAAUUAGUUUGUAAAAAGUCUGAACACAUCCACGUUGUGAAAGACAUACGACCGCCCACUCAGGGCAACAAAUGGCCGCGAGUUGCGACCGGUGGCAGUGUCCGACCCGAGACCAUCGAGGAGUCGACUGAACCCCAGGACAGUGAAGGCAAACGAGCGGCUCAGCCGCCGGUCGACAGCGAGACUCACGUCAAGUCAGUGAGUGAUCCGAAACCGAUUCAACCGAAAAGCAUCAAUAGUUCCGAUUAUCAACAGAUCAUCGCAUCGCUCAUUGAUAUGAGGGUUGACCUGAAGCUGGAAAUACAAAAGUUAAGUAAUAAAGUGAGUAAAAUAGACGAACACAUCUCAGAUAUAGUGAGAAAACUUUCGGCCUUUAAUCUCAAAACUGAUGACAAUUCAAUGUUGAGCACCGGUAGUACCGGUGACAACAAAGCGACAAAACCAGUGUCUGUGAUCUCUACUAAAAACAAUGACUUCUUCGAUGAAAACGACGAAAACCGCUUACAAGAGGAGAGUAAUGCCAGGAAUAGGAGUGACUUAACGAGAGAGGCAAGGGAUGUGAAGGAUAGUAAAAGUGCCGAUAAAAGUGGUCAUCGAGUAGUGUCUUCUCAACGACCCAUUCCGUCAGUGCCCUCGAGAACUAUUAACUCAAGUAGUCAUAGAAAGUCAGAUAAGUUAGCGAAACAAGUGUCCGAUAACUCCACAGAAACCGACGAAAUGCGAGCGAUGUUAGAGAACGAGAUCGCAGAGCAAGACAUCGACAACACUGAUGAGGACCAGGACCUCACUUCCAAACUAUAGACACCCACCCGUUCACCACCACCUCCUCUACCAUAUGAUUAUUUACUCAUUACUACAAUAAACUCACAAAUUAUUACAGUAUUCUAACAAAUGAC
Molecule: messenger RNA, 3170 nt
Organism: Oppiella nova
Lineage: Eukaryota; Metazoa; Arthropoda; Arachnida; Sarcoptiformes; Oppiidae
Source: the annotation of a GenBank genome assembly